UUUAAUCGUUUAAUCAAAAUUUAAGGAUCCGAAUUGUUUGAUGAGAUGAAUUAAGUUGAAAGGGAUCCAGAUCCCUUUCCUCAGCCGUUUUCUGAGAAGUGAUCCUAAAAAAAGAAAUGUUUGUCGUUUAAUAAUAAACUAGAAAGAAUAACGACUCUUUCGAUCUUGCUUCUGCAGUUCGGAGUCGCGCGUUAAAGAUGGCGGCUUUGGAGGAUUCGCUGGUGAAUUCCAAGCUCUCUCCCCCCAAUACAUACGGAGCCGUCGUUCUCGGCGGCACCUUCGACCGAUUACACGACGGCCAUCGCCUGUUUCUCAAGGGGGCGGCGGAGCUGGCAAGGGAUCGGAUUGUGGUCGGAAUUUGCGACGGACCCAUGUUGACUAACAAGCAGUUUGCUGAUCUGAUACAACCCCUUGAAGAAAGGAAGCGUAGUGUUGAGAAUUUCAUCAAGUCUAUCAAGCCUGGGCUGGUAGUGCAAGCUGAACCUAUUAUGGACCCGUAUGGCCCCUCAAUAGUUGAUGAGAAUCUGGAGGCAAUUGUUGUCAGCAAGGAGACUUUACCAGGUGGACUGUCUGUCAAUAAGAAGAGAGUUGACCGAGGCCUGUCACAACUUAAGAUUGAAGUUGUAGAUUUAGUUUCUGAAGAAUCUAGUGGAGAUAAGCUAAGUUCAACAACAUUAAGGAAGCUUGAGGCGGAGAAGGCCAAGAACCAACAGCCAACAUAAACCAAGUUUAUUUCCAAAAAUUAGAAGCCAUUCGUUUUACUGCUAGUGUUUUGUCAACUCUUUGCAAAGAUGAAUGAUUUGAUGACCAAAUCUUUCUUAAGUUAUGUGGAACUGAAGAAACAGGCGCAGAAGGACCUUGAAGCGGAUCUUGAUGUCGAAGCAGGCGCAGGCAAACUCAACCCGUCCGACCAAGAAAACCUCUCUCAGUUCUUCCAAGAAGUCGGAGCAAUCAAGGCCGACAUGGAAGAGAUCACCAAUCUCUUGCACGAUCUCCAGAGCCUGAACACUGAGGCAAAGUCCACUCACAGUGCCAAGAUUCUCCGCGGGCUUAGAGACCGGAUGGAAUCUGACAUGGUCGCGGUGCUUCGAAAAGCGAGGAUUGUCAAGGCGAGGCUUGAAGCGCUUGAUCAGUCAAAUGCGACCAACAGAAAAAUGUCCGAUGCGUACAAGGAGGGAAGCACUGUGGACCGGACUAGAAUGUCCAUCACUGGUGGCUUGAGAGUCAAGCUAAGGGACCUGAUGGACAAUUUUCAAUCUCUGAGAGAGAAGAUUGUUUCGGAUCAUAAGGAAGAUCUGAAGAGGAGGUACUACAGCGCAACGGGCGACUUGCCAUCCGAUGAGAUGAUCGAAAAGAUAAUUUCCGGAAGCUUGAAAGUUGAAUUGUUCGAAGGGAAGACGGAACUGGAUAUUGGGAACAAAGUCCGACACGAGGCAGUGAUGGAUAUCCAGAGAAGUCUGACAAAGCUUCAUCAGGUGUUUCUCGACAUGGCUGUUCUGGUUGAGGCACAAGGCGAAGACAUUGAAAAUAUCGAAGACAAUGUGGCGAAUGCCGGUUAUUUCAUCAGUGGUGGCACAAACAGUCUUCACUAUGCCAGCCAGAUGAAGAAGAAGAACAAGAAGUGGGUUUACUGGGUGUGGGCUGUGGGACUGAUUAUACUUCUGGUUUGCAUUAUUUCGAUGUUCGCUUUGUGAUUAGAACAGAGUCGG
This is a messenger RNA of Pyrus x bretschneideri (Chinese white pear), 1709 nucleotides long. Its product is annotated as syntaxin-112. Gene Ontology annotation, molecular function: catalytic activity; SNARE binding; SNAP receptor activity. The transcript is spliced from 8 exons. NCBI's taxonomy places the organism in Eukaryota, Viridiplantae, Streptophyta, Magnoliopsida, Rosales, Rosaceae. Gene Ontology annotation, biological process: exocytosis; intracellular protein transport; vesicle fusion. Gene Ontology annotation, cellular component: plasma membrane; SNARE complex; endomembrane system. The record is from RefSeq and is a predicted model, not a curated record.